UGCUGCUGUCCAGAAAUGUUCAGUCCUCACAGACGGUGUAAGACAUCACACUGACCGCCCCGAUGGCCAUGUCUCCGAUGGGUCUUCUGCUAUUUGGAGAUUCUCUCUGUGUUAUGCUUCUGCUCAGCGUCUUCAGUGGCGAGUGCCAUACAAUCCAUCAUGGUCAACUCUGCAAACCUACUUGCCCUGUGUCGGUGAACAUACCCAAAGGUCAGAGGCACACGUACAGGUACAGCACCACCAUCACAAGCUCCCUGAAAGGACCCUCGUCAGCAGGCAGCCAGCUGGCCUUCGACUGCGUGGUCGACAUCGACGUCCAUCCAGGGUGUCCAGAUAUGGUUUUAAGGAUAAGAAACCCACAAAUUAAGCAAAGCUCAUUGAAAAAGGACAAUUCUGUGCUGCGUCUGAAAAACAUAAGAGAAGCGCUGGAGAAGAACCCCCUGCGAUUCCUGCUUCAGGGGGGAAAGGUCACAGCCCUGUGCCAGCAGGAAGCCGAGCAGGUGUGGACGCUCAACAUUAAGAGAGCCAUACUGAGCAUGCUCCAGACGUCCCACUCCGGACGAGCCAGGGAGACGGUGAGAGAGACUGACAUAUUUGGGACGUGUAUGAGCUCAUAUGAGCAGAAGGGGCCUUUACUGGUGAAGACUCGGCAUCUCCAGCAGUGCCUCAGAGACAGAGUGAAUGAGUUUUGGUGGCAGUCCGUCCCACUGAUGGAAGACACGACAGUGAACGCCAGCCUCAAAUGCACCCAACACUACGGCACAACUGUGAUGGACAGGGUGAACUGCACGGAGUCUGUGGUGAUGAUACCAUUGUCUGGGUCACUUGAUGUAGCACAGACGAGCACUGUCUCCACCCUGACUCUGCUGAGAACUCUGGAGGGGAUACAAGUAGAUUCAGGGUUGCAGGUUGAAGGUUACUUGACUGAUCUGAGAUUUACGGUGGAAGCUCUAAGCCCAGCGCGAGGAGGAGUUCGCUCAGUUCCAGACGUCUCCAACACUGUGAGGAGGCUGUGUGCUCACUCUGCGGAUCAGCAACAGCAAUCAGAGCUCUUCCUGAGUCUGGCCCUCCAAUUGAGAUCUUUGACCCUCCAGCAGCUGAAGGAUGUCUGGCAGGAGGUCUCCUUUAAGUGCCGUGAUGACUGGCAGCCCCUGAUGGAGGCGCUUCCUGCCUGCGGCUCUGAGAGUUGCAUCCACUUUGGUACAAACCUCAUCCUCAACAAUGAGAUCGAUCAGGAUCAUGUCGGCUCUCUCCUCAGCACCAUCGCGUUCGCUCCCUGUCCCACGCCGUCCAUGAUCGGCCAUAUCAGUGCUCUGUUGAAGCUGCCUCUGGUUCGUUUGAAGACUAUUCUGGCGCUAUCCUCGCUGGUUCACCGCCUCUGCCAAAGACAACAGGCUCCAUGCAGCCAGAUGGCAGAAGUCCAGCAGUUUGUGCUGGUUCUGAAGGAGGGCCUAGCACAGGGCUGUGGAGAGCAGGGUGCUAUCCCAGUCACAGAGCUACUGCAUGUCCUGAAAGCAGUGGAGAACAUAGGCCUGGCUGCUACAGCACUCGUCCCUCAACUGAACAGCUGUAUUCUCAACCACUCAGCACCGCUGGAGCUUCGACUCGCUGCUGUUCAAGCCUUCAGACGCAUCCCAUGUGACAGUCAAAGAGGAGUCCUUGCUUGGGCCUACCAGCAGCAUCAAGAGGAUGUGGAGGUCAGAAUCGCUGCGUAUCAACAACUCAUGAAAUGUCCUGACCAGGAGGUGUUCAGGAUUGUAAGGGAUACCUUACACAGUGAGACAUCCACCCAAGUUGGGUCCUUCGUCUGGAGCCACCUUUUCAACCUUCAGAAGACAGAAGACCCUCUGAAGAAAGAUCUAAUGGAGUCUCUGCCACAUGACAUCAUCAGUAAAGACUUCGAGGCUGAACCAUGGAAGUACUCUUCAUUCGUGGACUUUACCACAGAUGCUGGAUCAGCCAUCGCCAACAUUGAAGGAGCCUUGGUUUUCUCACCUAAAUCCUUUCUGCCACGUUCUACCAUGGCCAACGUGACGGUUCACCUCUUGGGCAGAUCAUUUAAUCUCUUGGAGGUUGCGCUCAGGAUGGAAAACGCAGAGCCUUUUCUCUGGAGAAUGUUUGAAGGUCAUCAUGCCUCUCCUGUUGAGAAGCCUGCCGGUCAAACACAAUCUACAUCACAUGGGAUGAAAAGGAAUAAGAGAAGUGAGGAGAGGUGGCCAGACCAGCAAGAAAGAGUGAUUCCGAAUGAUGACUGCAAGUCCAACAUCUUGAGUCCCCUUAAAGCUAAGUCCACAGGGCAGAGGGAAAGGCACAGCGAGUUCCGAUGUUGGUUGAAUGUGAAGAUGUUUGGCAAUGACCUUUCUUUCAUUACCUGCAAUGACCUCCUUGACCAGCUGAGAGAGCUAUCGCUCAGAGUGGCUGGAGUCACUGUGAAGCUGUUACAGGGUCAGGAGGUUAAGGUGAACCACAGAGCGAUUGUGCUGGCAGAAGAACUGGUGCUACCAUCACUUUCAGGGUUGCCCAUCAAACUGAGCAUGAACAUGUCUUCAUUCUACUCUCUCUGGGUGAAGGGCACUGCCAACUUUCAAGACUGGUCUCAGUUCUCUUUGGCCGGUUACAUAAAACCAAAUGCAUUUGUUGGCAUCUCAGCCAGAAUGGGAGUGGACGGAGUAUUCGGUCGAGUGGGGCUAGAGUGGGCGACCCAAGUUCGAACCUCCACCAGCUUAGACGGAGGUGUAUAUGUGCACAAUGGGCAAAGUCUAAAGAUGGUCCUCAACACACCUGAAGAUGUUAUGGAUAUUGUGUCUUUUAGCUCCAGAAUGUAUCGUGUGAGUGGAGAGAGCAAAGAGGAACUCACAGCCUCGAGGAACCUCAAAGAGAAGACCACCUGCACGCCUAAAACAUGGUCGAAGCUGUUUGGAUGGCAGUUGUGCUCUGAUGUCACGUACCCAGUGUCGCUGAUGGGAAGAGGUUUUCCGCCCGCUGGCCCGGUGCUCUUUACUCUGAGGUUUCAGAAAUUGGACCGAGGCCUUCAGAAGUAUCUCCUAGAGGCAGCGUAUGCCUUUACUGCUCAGAAGAGCUCCUGGAUGCCGCUGGAGGCCAAUCUUCUCCUUUUCCUUGGCACACCUCAGUCCACCAUCCCUCGAGAUGUAUCCCUGGACUUCAGCCUCAGUCCUCGGAGGCUGAUGGUGAAAAUGACCCACCCUCUGAAAAGCAUCCUCAUUCAAGGGCAGCUUGAUGAGGUGAAUGGUCAGUGGUCAGGGAGAGCAGAGUUGCUAGUCGAUGAUAGCUACCAUUAUUACCUCAAGGGAUUGAUGGAGACGCUGAGUCUUCCAUCAGAGAUGAGAACGCACUACCAACUGGAGGCCAAAGUGGCAGCGGAUGGUCGUCCAGUCACACUCUCUGUUAAUGUAACACAGGGCCUAAGCAGGAAGAUCGGUGUAUCUGCUAAGCUGAGAAAUGUCUUCAGUAAAGACGCUUCCUUCUCAGUGCAGCUGGAGCGGAGGCAGGACGAUGGCCGGCGGCAGUACUCUGUGGACGCGGGGCUUCUGUUGCCUAGCUUACUAAGCACCAGGAUCCUAGGGCUUGUUGAACACAGUGGGCCUGAGUGGAGCUCCGGUCUGAGGAUCAGAUACGGUGUGCCAGAUCACUCACGCAAUAUGCACGAGUGUCACAUGUCUCAGAACCUGAGGGACGAGGUCGAGCCGGACGAGAGCCACUACAGCAUGAGAGCAGAGCAUGAGCUCCAGUGCUCCCACAUCACCUUCAUAAACCACAAGAUACAGCUCAGGCAUGAAAGGAGUCCAGUUCACGUCCAGUCCUCACUUGACCUGAGCUAUGGCAAGCAAUGGAACCAGGGCAGCAACAAACAGAGAGUCCUCCUGAGUCAGUCUAUCAGGAACCAGUCUGGAGAGAGUCUCACCAGCUAUGCUCUUGAGUUCAGCCUGCGAGUCCCAGAGAAAGGACUGAACUACAGGACUCAGCUCCUACACUCCCACCUGAGAAGAAGGAAAUCCGAGAGCAGCACCCACCUGAAGGUCAAUUAUAAUGACCAGAUUCCCUUGGUGGCUGGCCUUCACUGGAAAGACAUGUCUGCCAAAUCAUUCUUAAGGAAAUGGGAAGGCUCCUUCAACAUGGACACACCUUGGGUUUAUGUCUACAUGGCUCACAAGCUGACUCAGCCUCAGCACGGCACCACGCAGUUCACCUCCGAGAUUACCACCCGCAAGUGGGUUACCAUUCGCAACUUGAUGCUGGAGGGGCUCUACAAGGAGAGGAACAGAGACAGAGAGGGACACUUACACAUUUUCACAGCUACGGACACCUAUCUGAAGGUUGGCGGCUGGGGAAUGCUGGGGAAGCGUAGAGUUAAUGCCUCCUGCUCCAUCAGCACAGCCUGGACACCAGGCUUGAGGUGGGAGAUCUCAUUGGGCAACGGAAAGCAACUGAAGACUCUGGACAUGAGCACCAGCUAUGGAAAGCAGCAUCUUAAAAUCUCUGCAAGCCUCAACACCCUGGAAAAGAAGCUGAAAAAGAACGAGGUGAUGAUGAAUAUGACCUUGUCAGAACUAAACAGUCCUUAUCUAGAACUGGAGAUAGGGGGAAGAGUGGAGGAAAUGAGGAAGGACAGGAAUUUGUAUCAAAAAAGAUGGGUGCUCCACUUCAGGCAGCCGUUUAAGUUCCUUCCUGAAGGUCUACUCUUACAGGAGACUUUCACUAUUGACCUACAUAAGGGAGUCUACAUUCUGGAGUCCAAGUCACUGCUUCAAGACAGCAGAAAAGCCACUCAUGUACUGACCCUGGGCUAUCAACCACAGCACCCAUAUGUGUGUUCCUCUUUGAUUCAUUCUUUUCACUUGGAAAAUAUUCCCCAAGACAAUGAGAUUUGCAUCAGUCUCCAUAGUAAUCAGACUGUGCAGGAGCUGCAGUGGAGGAUGUUGACUGCUAAGACAGAGAAGUUUGGAGUUCUUGGACAGGUCCAACUUCAUGGUCAACAAGGUAUCACAAUCAAAGUCAGCCUCACUCAGUUGCUUCAGUUGAGGUUUCCAGCAACAGUAAGCCUAGAUGUGGACUUGUUGAGAAGCCACAGGAGAAGCCAGGAGUUUGAAUACAUCGCAAAGGGAAAAGUGACCAUUGAUGAUAAAGACUAUAAUGCAUAUUUAACAAUAGAGCGAUCUAAUGGAAAUAUUAGCAGUUCAAUACAUUUGGAGUCCCAUGGAAAGAAGACUGCUAGGCUAGAUGUCUCUUUAGCUAAUGCUGCGCAAGUGGGUGUUCAUUUUCUCAACUUCGACAUAAGCUUUCAGCAGACUGUUUUUCCAGCGGUCACUGCCGAUGGCCACCUUCAUCUCAGUACGAAUUCAUCCUCAGAAAGUUUCUUUGUCCUGUGUGCGCUGGGGAGGAGAGAGGAGAUGUUUCGGGCCCAGCUGAGCGGAGCUGUAGCGCAAGACCCUGAGUUGUUGUUGUGUUUGUCAGGGAACUUAAGUAACUCGCUGACCGGCUACUCCCUCCUGCCCCACACUUCCAGCCUAGCAGGGCUUUUGAAUCAAUCAGGCAGUCUCACUGAAGGCCAGCUGACCGUAACAGUGGAUCAUGCUGUAUAUGGCGUGAAGCUGAGGCUGGACAGCUGUGAAGGUGCCUGGCUUUGUGUGCUGGCUCAGGAGCGGUCACUCUGCAUCAACAUCAGCAGCAGCUUCGUAAAGAACGGCCAAACUGGUCUCCAUGCCCAGCUCUACCACUCCUUCCCCUCGUUACUAUCUGCAGGGCUUCCUUUUAACAACACUGCAGUGGUUCAUGUCAACUGGAGUGAGAAUGGGCUGUUGACUGAGGUGGGACUCCAUGCUGGGUUCAAAGAGCUACAGAUCACUCUGCAGAGAGGAGUGCAUAACUCUACAGAAACCACUGGACACUUACUGGUGAACUUCACAGGGGAGUUAAGCCCGGACCACCUGCUGGGCCUCUGCUACACACAGGCUCUGGACCAGUCGCUGCGGGUGAAAAUAUGGGUCAAUCUCACAGAUUCCACUCGUGUUGAGCCAGAGAAACCAGAGACUUCAUCGCUGGCAUUCGAAAUCCAGGGUCACCGCAUUUCUUCCAGCACCGGACUGAAGGUGGACGUUACCCACAACAUCUCUUCUUUCCAACCGUAUGUGCCAUUGGUGUUUCAUGCCAAGGCGCAGCUGAAAUAUCUGUCUUCUGCAGUCCAGGCAGCAACAGAGUCACUGAUAGACAGUAACAUGGUGUCUUUUGAAGGCCAGUUGGUCCGCACAAAGCUUGGAUUCAAGCAGAUAUUAGACUUCUAUCAGUCCUUACCACAGCUGGCCUUACUUCCCAGCACUGUUUUAAUAAGGACAGUGUAUGCUGGGCACAAUGGCUCACAUCUUCUGACACACCACACAAAGUGGAUGCAUCAAGACUCAGCUGGACCUGCAGGAUCUCAACAACAAGAUGAAAGUGGUUCUCAGGCCAAAGGAUGGAGGUUAGAGGUGAGACUGGAGAAGGAAGCUCACCGCAGACUGGCCAAUGUGCUAGCUAGCUGGACUGGGAGUGGACACCAAGCACAGAACAAGAGCAGGAAUGGACAAUGGCCAGAGAUCAGAGCUACAGGAUCAUGGAGCUGUGUGGGCAGACAGACUGAAGCUGCGCUGGAGCUCCAACAGUCCUUCACAUCAACUCUGUCCCACCUACAACUGCACACACUGUCACACAGCCUGGAUCAUGGACACGGCAACAACAAUCAGGUCCAUCUCUCCUGGGAUCAUGGGACCCCUGCGAAUCUGUCUGUGACUGUGAGUAAGCACAGGAGCUCUGAGUCCAGCAGGGGCCAGGCCUGUGUCUAUUUCUCACCUGGACAGAUGCGGUCAGUGCUCCCUCUGGUGGACGCUCGAGGCUGCGUCUCAGUGGCCCAAGAAGGAAAAUCCUCCUACUCACAAAACGCUGAUCUCAAGUGGAAUGACAAGAAAAUCACACAGAGCCUGAAAUACCAGAGAGGAUCCAGCGGAAUGCACACUGUCCAGGUGGAGGUGGGAGUCCAGAAUGUCUCUCCCAGUCCCUGCCCAUCUCACACCUUCCUGUCUCAGAUGCACACAAACCUCAAAGACUUUCUAGAGCACCAUGUCGUCCUGGGGCUGUGUCCUCCACAACCAGCUCUGUCUUGGUCUGGCUCUCACCGUGUAAACUCAGGAAAGGACCUGCUGUACAGCCGGACCGGUCUUUCAGUGUCUGGUCAGGCACUGCAGCACAGCACCUUCGUUCUGGCCCUCAGGAACGCCAGCAGCAGCCAACGCAGCAACUACUCCCUGCUCACUGAGUGGAAGUUUGGUAACUGGAGCGUUGAGCUUGGGGGCAGUGGACAUUCCUCAGGCAGGAGCACAGGAAUACAGGUUCAGGCCAAUUUGGACCGCUCUGAGCUCUUCUGGCUGCAGGCUGCGCUGGGCAAACGCUGCUUACAGGCUGCUGCUGGACACGAUAGCGACUCGUCUGACGACCUCAGGACCAGCCUCUGCUUGGAAGGACGGCACUGGCUGACCCUCAAGGCCCAAAGGGGAGGAAGUGGCAUUGAGAAUGAGACUCUAGCACUCAUCUCCAUGGGCAUAGCCAAUCACAGCCUUAUCUUCCAGGCCGAAGGGUGUGAGGAGUGCUUACAGGCGACAGAGGCACGGCUCCAGCAGCUGGGCUCACACGUGAAGAGGAAGCUGCUGGACAGAGUUCAAAGACUGCAUAAUCUUCUGCUGGACUUCAGGAGACAGGCGGGAGGCAGUGUGGCCUUACACGAAUUGAGUGACUGGCCGCUGCGACUGACCCAGAGGGUCGAGAAGCUGCUGCUGCAGAGAGCAGCCGUCCCAUGGAGCGUCUGGACCAACGGCUCUCUCCGUCACACACUGACCCACAGCCUGCCGCAAACACUCCACUUCUUACACCAUAUGUCUCAGCUGGUCCAGCAGGAGCUCAGGAAACCGCUGGCCACACUGGCUGGAGCUUACCACGAUGUGACAGGAGAGCGCCUGGACACUGCAUGGCAGCAGGGCCUGGAGCUGUGGCGCAGAGAGUUGGAAGAGCUGCUGCCUGCCAUCCUGCACAACCACCAGCUGAGGGGGCCAUCCCUGACCGCUGUCCAUACCACGAUCGCCGCACUGGACAUGGUCAGCCAGCAGACAGUCCACUGGGCCGAGGCCAGGUUGGCUGCAGCGUUAGUGGGGAUUCGGAGGCAGCUAGCCUACAUGUACAAGUUCUCCAAAAGUAGCGAGGAAGUGAGACUGAGGCUACGUCUGCCACAGACUCCCUGGCCAAAGGGCUCAGUAUCCGGGGUGGUGGAGGUUCUACUGGAGGAAUUCCUGCUGAAGCCCCUCCUAGCACUGAACUCAGCCAGCCUCACUGCGGAACUCUACAGGAUUAAGAGGAGGUUAAUGGAUAGUCCAUUCAACCAUCAAGCUAUUCUGGUAGCAGAUAAAUUUGCAGUAUCGUUUGAUGGACACCUGUUGGAGCUCCCAGCUUCCUGCGAUCUUAUCUUGGCAGCUGAUGUCCAAAGUAACACCUUCACCAUCGCUCUCAAAGCUAGCAGGCCAAAACAGCGCUCUCUAGUGGUGCAGCUGAAAAACACCACUGUUAUAAUCCAUCCCAAUGAACAGGUGGAAGUUGACUGCCGCAAUAUACAUCCACCCUUCACUAACCCCGAUGUGGCCAUAAUGAGGGAGCUGAAUCUACUAACAGUGUCUAAUAGAAGAGGAUUGUCGGUGUCAUGUGACCCCUAUCUGAACGUGUGCAGUGUAACGCUGGAUGGCUGGCUCCAUGGGAUGGCCAGCGGACUUCUUGGCACCAAUGACAACGAGGCCGGGAAUGAAUAUCCUUUGCCGGACGGCUCCCAGGCCCAGAGCUUGGCUGGAUUCACUGACGACUGGCAGGCCAGUUCCAGCUGCAACAGUACCAGAUCUGGGACCUGCCAGAAAUGGACCACAGUGGUUCCAUCCUGCACACUCCUCUUCUCCUCCUUCACUUCUCCCCUCAGCCCCUGUUUCAGAGUGAUAGACCCCGAGCAGUUCCUUGCAGUGUGUGAACAAAGACGCUGUGACUCUGUAGAUGCGUCCGGAACUUCUCCCUGCAGGCUGGCUUUAGCCUACGUUCACUUGUGCCAUAGAAACUACGUUUCUCUGGAGUUGCCCAUACAGUGUGCAACAUAAGGCCGCUGUGAAGCACUGGCCUCAGCUGAACAUGACGUACCCACUGACCAGAGCUAUUUCAGGUGGCAGGAGCCACAUUCACAUUUUGCUACUUUGCAAUUGAUCUGUUUCAUGGAAUUUUGUAUUUGGUUUUUUGUUUGUUGUUGUUGUUUUUUUUUACAUUUUAUUGUAAACUUGUAUCCACAAGUUUACUUGUAGACCACAGUAAUGACUUUUAAAGUACACUGCCUUCUAACCUUCUAAAUCUACUACAUAUUUAAGACAAAUUUCAAGAGCUAAAGUCAGUAACACUUUCUAUGAAUGUCACGAUUGUAAGCGUCUAUAAACACAUUCAUAACGUGUUAUAAUGUAUUCAUAAAGCGUCGUAGCCAUGGCAAUAUUUAUAAAAAUGCAUUACACGUUAUA
Messenger RNA from Pygocentrus nattereri (red-bellied piranha), 9578 nucleotides. RefSeq lists its product as uncharacterized. The transcript has 63 exons. Lineage: Eukaryota; Metazoa; Chordata; Actinopteri; Characiformes; Serrasalmidae. Bases 63 to 9173 code for a protein of 3036 amino acids. The record is from RefSeq and is a predicted model, not a curated record. Gene Ontology annotation, biological process: lipid transport. Gene Ontology annotation, molecular function: lipid carrier activity.